GCGACUUCCGGCGGCGUGACCUGAGCGCAGGGUCCGCGGGGUGACGGAGCCGGAAGGGGAUUGUAUUAGUGACCUUGGAGUCAUUGCUGACAUGUCUGACAUUCAAGAAGCUACUAACCAGCUCCUGGAUGUGAACCUUCAUGACAACCAGAGAUCUGUACCAGUGACAGAAAGUAGCAUCAGAAGUGAGUCCAAGAAUCUCCAUGUCACUAUUGGAGCCACUGUUCCUACUGGCUUUGAACAAACAGCUGCAGAUGAAGUGAGAGAGAAAUUGAGGUCACCAUGCAAAAUCAGCAAAGACCGGGGCAAGAUAUACUUUGACAUUCCAGUGGAAAGUCUGGCUCAGGUUCAUUGUCUGAGAUCAGUUGAUAAUUUAUUUGUGGUUGUUCAGGAAUUUCCAGAUUACCAGUUCAAAAAUACAAAGGAAGAAGUUUUAAAGGAUUUUGAAGACUUGGCUGGAAAACUCCCAUGGUCAGAUCCUUUAAAAGUAUGGAAAAUUAACACCAGUUUCAAGAAAAAAAAAACAAAGCGCAAGAAGAUAAAUCAAAAUUCCAGUAAAGGGAAGAUUGAUAAUGGACAAGGAGACAAAUUAGAUGAGAAAGAUGUUAAAGAAUUCACCAACAAUGAUUUAGAUUCACACAUCUUAGACUAUUAUGAAAAUCCAGCCAUCAAAGAGGAGGUAUCAACAUUAGUAGGUGAUGACUUGGCAUCUUGCAAAGAUGAGAUCGAUGAAGGCUCAAAAGAAGAAACUGAGCUUCAAACACUAAAGUUUAGAGUCACAUGCAACAGGGCAGGAGAGAAACAUUGCUUUACCUCAAAUGAGGCUGCAAGAGAUUUUGGGGGUGCUGUUCAAGAUUAUUUUAAGUGGAAGGCUGAUAUGACCAACUUUGACGUGGAGGUUCUCUUGAAUAUCCAUGAUAAUGAAAUCAUCGUGGGAAUUGCAUUGACUGAGGAAAGUCUCCACCGCAGAAAUAUUACACAUUUUGGACCUACAACUCUUAGAUCUACUCUUGCCUAUGGGAUGCUCAGGCUUUGUGCACCUCAACCUACUGAUAUAAUAAUUGAUCCAAUGUGUGGAACAGGGGCAAUACCAAUAGAGGGGGCAAUGGAAUGGGCUGACUGUUAUCAUAUUGCUGGUGAUAAUAAUCCCCUGGCUGUGAAAAGAGCAGCAAAUAACAUCUCAUCUUUACUCACCAAGAGCCAGAUGAAAGAUGGCAAACCAUCCUGGGGUUUGCCCAUUGAUGCUGUGCAGUGGGACAUUUGCAAUCUUCCAUUGAGAACUGGUUCUGUGGACAUUAUUGUAACAGAUAUGCCAUUUGGAAAAAGGAUGGGCUCCAAGAAGAGAAACUGGAAUCUUUAUCCAGCUUGCCUUCGAGAGAUGAGCCGUGUCUGUAGACCCGGGACAGGCCGAGCUGUUCUACUUACUCAGGACAAGAAAUGCUUUACCAAGGCAUUAUCUGGAAUGGGACACUUAUGGCGAAAAGUGCAUACAGUCUGGGUGAAUAUUGGGGGUCUUCAUGCUGCAGUUUAUCUUCUGAAACGUACCCCCCAAGCUUUUGUUCAUCCUGUGGAACAAGAUGGAGAGAGGAGAACUCCUUGGUAAUGCAUAGGAUGAAGAUGAUUAAGAGUAUUAUACUUUUCAACACUGGGAAUGUCAGCAUGAAGAACUUUAUAGAGAAAAAUAGUUAUUAACAAAAGUGCAGUCUACUAUUUAAACCAGUCCAAAGCUCUUCUCCUUGGUUAGCAAAAUACAAAGUAAUGUAAUAUAACUUUAAAAGAAAACAUAUUCCUUGGGGAUAUUUUGAAAAAAGUAGCUGUGCAGUUAGUAUUUUUCUUACACUGCUUUAAAAAUGAUUAGAGAAAAGCCUACCAAGGUACUCUAGGAUCUAGGUUUUAGAAUGUUUUAUUUUUAUUGUGUCAAGUGGAAAGCCACCUUGGCCCAAAGGCAGAGAACAUAGUAAUCUUAAAAUAGUGUCUUAAGCUACAUCUUUCUACCUAUGCAGCUUUGCUAUUUAAUAGCUCAGUACUCGUUACCUCAACCUCAGAAAAAUGAAGCACUAUUACAUUUUGUGAAUAGUAUUUGCCCCAUGACAAGAUGGAGUAGACCUAUAGGAAAAUUUACCAUCUGCCUUAAAAAUUAAAGUAUGCAUGUUAUCCAGAUUAAUAUACAGAACUAAAACAGAGGGGUAGAAUUUAUGAAAGGGUUUACAAAGACACUUUACUGUUUUUUGUUUGUUUGUUUUUUAACAGUACCAGAAACAUAGAUAGCUGAGGUGUGGGACCUAUAAGCCAAAUCAGUUUACAAGUCUGUUGUUUUUCAAGGCAACCAUAAACAUGUCUUCAGUACUUUUUUUGUUGAGAGAAAAAAAUUAGUCUAUGUUCAAAUGAAAACUUAAUUUAUGGGCCAUCUAAGUUUGUUAUUUCCUCGUGGAUUAUUUUUCACAUUUAGUUUCUUUUCAACUCACAGGAAGUUCUUCCCGAGUUUUGUGGAAAGUGAACCUCAAUAGUCAGUCCUAGUAAAAUGGUGCUUCCCUGGGAUAAAAAGUAAUUGAGGUUUUAUGUGGAAUUCUUUUACAGUGCCCAGUUUAUUUUGAAAUAUCUGGCUGCAUUCAGCUUAUAUUUUGUGUCAUUUUAGUAAUGUGAUAAUACUACUCCCUUUUGAUGUCUCCAUUUAGAAUAAAAGGACAGUAUUCUUUGAGA
Messenger RNA from Marmota flaviventris (yellow-bellied marmot), 2700 nucleotides. It is a transcript of the gene Thumpd3, whose product is annotated as THUMP domain 3 tRNA guanosine methyltransferase. Gene Ontology annotation, molecular function: RNA binding; tRNA (guanine) methyltransferase activity. Lineage: Eukaryota; Metazoa; Chordata; Mammalia; Rodentia; Sciuridae. Gene Ontology annotation, biological process: tRNA methylation. The record is from RefSeq and is a predicted model, not a curated record.